UCCUCUAGGGAUACAAGCACUAGACCUACUCCCUCAGACCCUGGAGCCCUACCCUCAUCUCUGACCCCGAUCCAGACUCAAGGGUUACAAUCCUCCUCUCUCAGACCCAGAAGUCCAGGCCUUAGCCUCCUCCCUCAGACUCAAGAGUCCAGGGUCCAGUCUUCCUUCCUCAGGACCAGGAGCCUAUAAGCCCUCCUCCCUCAUACCUAGUUCAGUUUUAUUCCUGAAACUCAGGAGUACAUACCCACGCCCUCCUCCCUCAGACUUGAGGGUCCAUCCCAUUUCCACCUCCAAUCCUCUCUAUCCUCUGACCCUCAGAACCCAGUAAUUCCAGCUAGCCUAGCGAGCUUCCAGCUUGGACUGCUCAGGACAAAACACAGGUUCUCUGCACUUCACUGGCUCCCCGGCUUCCAGAUUUUGGAGUCUGGGUUUUGCAGCCUCGCCUGGACCCUUGGGGAAACAAAUCGCCCUAGGUUCAGCUUGUUGAAGACCCGGCCCCUCCUUCUUAGAGGCCUCCCUCCCCCACCCCUUGUCCCCUUAAAAUACCCGGGAUCCCUAUGGCAACAGGCGCCCGCGACAGGUGCGGGUGUUAUUUACGGGUCGAGCCCGAAAUAGCCAGUGGGGUGAGGGGGUGAGGGGGUGGGCAGAUGGGGCGAGGCAGGGAGCGAGCGCAGCGGGUCCGGAGGGCCGACUGGGCGGAGGCGAGCAAACCCGGACGCUUCGGAGGCAUCGCGGAGCUGGGGCCGGCGCGGCGCAGAGGCAGGAGAGCGCAAGGGGCCCGUGCCCGGGAGACCCGGGUGGGAAGACCCAGGGGAGCGAAGGACCCCGAGCUGAGUCUGGAAAGAUCCUGGCCUGGCAGGCCCUGGGAGCCUGGGGGAGGGGGAGCCGAGUGACUGCAGACGGACUGACUGAGAGUCCUUUUCCAAGUCCUAUGUCCCCCCAGGCUCUUUGCCCUGGUUUUCUGAGCCAGAGUGUGGAUCACAGUGCCUUGGUCUGAGCCCUGUUGGAACCCCAGUCUUUCUCCUGGGCCCUAGCCUCUUUUUCUGGACCUCGCCGUGAUUCUCAGCCACGUAGAGACUUAGGCUUUUUGUCUGAGUAGUUCCUGGCUUGCCCAUUGCCCCCCCCCACCCCGCCCCGAAUUCCCGUCCCCCAACCCCCGUCCCCGAUCUGCUGUGAAUAUUGGAGGAUCCUUCUUGCCUCUCUGAGACUUGAAAGGAUUUGUUACUUUCUCUGUGAAAACCCAAGUCUAACUCUCGUAUAAUCCGAAGGUGUUCUGAUAUCUCCCUUCUCAAACUCUGAGCCGGAAGAAACCUAGACCAUAUUUUCCAAAUAAACGAAAACCCUCAGCGUCCCCUCUUUGGGAAAAUUCUGAGGCUUAUUGGAGACCCCAUAAGCAGCUUGUACAGACAGAGCAGGUGCUCCCUCCUGGAGCUCCCCAGUCCCCCUCUUAGAGAGGUGAACCUCAAAGGGAGCCUGGCUUCCCUCUAGGCCUCACCUGUGCCAAAUUCAUGGGCACAAGUCCAAGUGGCAUCCUUAGGUCAAGAAUAUAGUUUCUUUUUGUUUUUAUUUUUAGUUCUGAGGGGCAGAGGCCUCCUCUCUUGCACUUGGGGUUCAGCUUUUGCUCAUUCCCAAUCUAGUUGACACUGAAACUCCUACUUCUUUCGAAAGUCCAGGCCUUGCUCCCUAUCCCGCAGGCGCUCUGUUCAGACAGGUUUCUCUGACGCUUUGAAGCUCUCCUGAGCUCCAACCACUCCCUCCCAUCAUCAUGAUGUGGUCUAACUUCUUCAUGCAAGAGGAGGACCGUCGUAGGGCAGCUGUGGGCCGGCGUCGUGCCCAGGGACAGCAGAAUCUCGGCCUGACUCCGGAGCAUGAGGGCAAGAUCAAGCUGGUGCUGUUGCUGGCCGCCGUGGGUGCCACGCUGGCUGUGCUGGCUGUGGGCACUGAGUUCUGGGUGGAGCUCAAUACAUACAAGACCAACGGCAGUGCCGUCUGUGAGGCUGCCCAUUUGGGGCUGUGGAAGGUGUGCAUCAAGAGACUGUGGCAGGCGGACGUGCCCCCGGGCAGGGAGACCUGUGGCCCAGCUGAGCUGCCAGGAGAAUCAAACUGCACCUACUUCAAAUUCUUCACCACUGGGGAGAAUUCACACAUCUUCCAGAGAACCACCAAGAAAGACAUAAACUUGGCAGCUGCAGUGAUAGCUGUGCUGGGACUGACAGCCAUGGCCUUGGGCUGCCUCUGUGUCAUCAUGGUGCUCAGUAAAGGAGCAGAGUUCCUGCUUCGCUUGGGAGCUAUCUGCUUUGGCCUCUCAGGCCUGCUGCUCUUUGUCAGCCUGGAAGUGUUCCGGCAUUCCGUUAGAGCUCUGCUCCAUGGUGGCGUCAGCCCUGAGACCCCUCCAGCUCCACGCCUGGCCUAUGAGUAUUCCUGGUCCUUGGGCUGCGGUGUGGGCGCUGGUCUAAUCCUGCUGCUGGGGGGAGUCUGUUUCCUGCUGCUCACCCUGCCUUCCCCGCCCUGGGGGUCACUGUGCCCCAAGCGGAGUGGCCCAACUGCCUAGAGACCCGGCCUGCUUUCUGCAGGCAUCUGCCAAGCCUGCCUCAGUUUCCAACUUUUCACCUAUCUUCUAGAGAAACUGUUCUUCCCACUUUGGGGGUCCAUUUCACAAAAAGUCUUGGUCUUUCAUCUUCUUCUUUUAAAUAAUGCUUUUGUGGGCAUGGGAGAUGGCUCAGUAGGUAAAAUGCUUGCUGAGCAAGCAUGAGGACUUGAGUUUGAGUCCCCAGAACCCACUUUAAAAGCCAGCACAGUGGUACAUGUCUGUAAUUCCAGUGUUGGAAGGCAGACCCCGGGGAACUCUGGGACUCACUGGCCAGCUAGCCUAGCCAGUUAAUGAGGUCCAGGUUCAGCGAGAGAGUCUUUUUCAAAAAUUAAGGCAGAACAUAGAGGAAGAUACCUGAUGCUGAACUCUCUCUCUCUCACACACACACACAUACACAUGCACACAUUCACACAUACACACACGCACAGAUUUUUCUUUCUUGGUAGCUGAAUUUGGGUUGCUUGAGGUAGGCUAUGUUCAAAUGGGGGCCUCCCUGGAGAAACGUGCAAGGACCUGGUGGAGAGAUGGGUCUGAGCUGGUGGAAGGCAGGGGUCCCAGAAGGAUUUGGGAGUCUUCUUUGUCCAAGUCUGUGCUGAUUCACUUGAGGGAGAAUCAACUCCUACAACUUCCUGGCAUGCCGGGGAAGAGCCUAGGUCUGACUUCACUGUGAUCUGAUUUGGGAUUAAAGGUUUGAAGAUGUGACAGCCUUGGUUUGGAGCCUGUCUGUGGUGGAACACACGCGUUCUAGGGUGAAGCAAGGAACCUCUGUCCUCUCCACUCACUGGCCAUAUGCUGCCUGUCCUGGAGUCACUUGCUCACAUGCCCACACAGAUGGCAGACAAGAACUUGGAAAAGGUAACGGUUCAGAUCACAGAC
This is a messenger RNA of Meriones unguiculatus (Mongolian gerbil), 3466 nucleotides long. It is a transcript of the gene Cacng6, whose product is annotated as calcium voltage-gated channel auxiliary subunit gamma 6. Gene Ontology annotation, cellular component: L-type voltage-gated calcium channel complex; membrane. Bases 1766 to 2551 code for a protein of 261 amino acids. The transcript is spliced from 4 exons. Gene Ontology annotation, molecular function: calcium channel regulator activity. Gene Ontology annotation, biological process: calcium ion transport; regulation of calcium ion transmembrane transport via high voltage-gated calcium channel. The record is from RefSeq and is a predicted model, not a curated record. NCBI's taxonomy places the organism in Eukaryota, Metazoa, Chordata, Mammalia, Rodentia, Muridae.